Phaeodactylum tricornutum CCAP 1055/1 is the source of this 890-nucleotide messenger RNA. RefSeq lists its product with no specific name. The coding region runs from base 129 to 890 and encodes 253 amino acids. Gene Ontology annotation, cellular component: cytoplasm. The transcript has 2 exons. The record is from RefSeq and is a predicted model, not a curated record. Lineage: Eukaryota; Bacillariophyta; Bacillariophyceae; Surirellales; Neidiaceae.
CCUCUACAGCGAUAGCAGUGCCACCAGUCCACUGCUCGGUUGCCCGUCAGUGAUUCCUCAAAACACUGAAUCUUUACGCUUCCAUCACUUGCGCACUGGCAGAACCCUUUCUCGUAUUCCGGGGCACAAUGAAGGCCGCGACGCGUCGUUAUGCUUGGUCGACCGUACUGAUCCUUGUCGUAGGGCGCUCAUUCGGGUGGAACUGGAAUCCCGCUGACGACCAUCCCUGCAACAUCGUCCGUCUUUCGUUUACAGAUCUUUAUCAGCGCUUUGGACCGGACGGUGUGCCACCUUUACACCAUGAACCUUUGAUUCUCGUUCCCGACGCAUCCGUCCCUGGACGGAACGCUUACUUUAGACAACGUACCCUCCUCCAAGCCCUUCCGCAAAAUUUUGAGCCAAACUUUCUGGUAACGUUAUCCAGUUCCAACUCCCUGUCGGAACAUCGGCGAACGGUUGCUCUAAAGACGUACUUGAACGAGACGGUCGCUAAGGGUGAGACCUUUCCGGAUCGACCUUCUAACGAAAGCUGGUACCUGUUUGGUGAAACCUACUCGGACGAAUGGAAAACGUUGCUGAAAGACUACGAGUUACCGCCCUGUCGAACUUGUACGGACGAAUGGGUGGCACUCUCGUUCGGCAUUGGCAACCGUGGGUCCGGAGUCCAGUGGCACGUUCACGGACCAGGCUUUUCCGAAGCCGUACACGGUCGCAAACACUGGAUUCUCUAUCCGCCAUACCGCAAACCAGUGCACGAUAAGGAUCAGAGCAGUCGACAAUGGAUGGAGUACGUCUACGCUGCGGCAUCUGCCCGGCCGUACGAAUGUUCCCGUAAGUACCCGUGCAAUGCGUCCACCAAUGUUUCGGGAUAUAACAUUCAAUCUCAAUGA